Zygosaccharomyces rouxii is the source of this 531-nucleotide messenger RNA. It is a transcript of the gene BNA1, whose product is annotated as 3-hydroxyanthranilate 3,4-dioxygenase. The record is from RefSeq and is a predicted model, not a curated record. Gene Ontology annotation, biological process: 'de novo' NAD+ biosynthetic process from L-tryptophan; quinolinate metabolic process. Gene Ontology annotation, molecular function: 3-hydroxyanthranilate 3,4-dioxygenase activity; iron ion binding. Bases 1 to 531 code for a protein of 176 amino acids. Gene Ontology annotation, cellular component: cytoplasm. Lineage: Eukaryota; Fungi; Ascomycota; Saccharomycetes; Saccharomycetales; Saccharomycetaceae. The transcript has a single exon.
AUGUUGAAUACGACUCCUAUCAAUCUUGAUCAAUGGUUAAAAGAGAAUUCACACCUUUUACAACCACCGGUUAACAAUUUCUGUCUUCACAGAGGUGGGUUUACGGUGAUGAUUGUGGGUGGACCCAAUGAACGUACAGAUUAUCACAUCAAUCCAACACCAGAGUAUUUCCUUCAGAAGAAGGGCCAUAUGACUUUGAGGGUUGUUGAUGAAUCCUCUGAAGGUGACGAUCGUUUUAAAGAUAUUAGGAUUGAUGAAGGUAGUUCUUACUUGUUACCAGGUAAUACACCUCACAGUCCAGUUAGAUAUGCCAAUACCGUGGGGAUAGUCGUGGAACAAGACAGACCUGAAGGAUCUCAUGAUAAGAUGAGAUGGUACUGUUCCAAAUGUAGAUCUAUUGUACAUGAAAUUGAACUACAGAUGCUUGAUUUAGGUACCCAAGUCAAAGAGGGUAUUCUAAGCUUUGAAAGCGAUGUGAGCAAAAGGACUUGUAAUAAAUGUGGGACUCUAAACUAUGCCAGACCAGUUUAG